Molecule: messenger RNA, 805 nt
Organism: Gadus morhua (Atlantic cod)
Lineage: Eukaryota; Metazoa; Chordata; Actinopteri; Gadiformes; Gadidae
Product: protein shisa-like-2A
Exons: 3
Coding region: 199-708 (169 amino acids)
Source: RefSeq, a predicted model, not a curated record
GAGAGCGAGCAUGUGCUGUCAGCUGUUUAUUCGAUUUGAACAAGUAAUAUCUAGUGGGAAAAGGAGGAGAAAAAGGCGGGAUAAGAAAAGAGGUGGGUUCGAUGAUGGGGAAGGAAUACAUAACCGGACUGAUCGCGGACGCAUGCUUACAUCUGAAUAUGAGCAACAGUAGUUGCUUUCUAUCGUCGUGUUUUAAGCAUGAGCUCGGUGUGCGAGAGUUAUAACAACACGGAAAAAGUGUGGGUAGGAGCGUUUACUUGCCCAAAACCGGACCUCCGUUCAAACGCAGUUUACUGUUGCGGCUUCAACGACAGCAAGUACUGCUGUGACGACCCAAACAGCUUCUUCCCCUACGAGUAUGCCUACAUGUGGUGGCUGAGUGUAGGGGCGCUCAUAGGUCUGUCCAUUGCGGCGGUGGUGCUGCUGGCCUUCAUCAUCACCCUGUGUGUCCUGUGCUACCUCUUCAUGUCUACUAAACCCAGAGGCCUGGACAACGGCCUCCAUCUUAGAACAACAGUCUCCAGACCCCCGGACCCCAGACCCCAUGUCUCCAGCCAGCCGGUAGGCCCUGCCGGACCCCAGGGGCUGCGGAGACACUUUGUGAGGGGGAAGCUGGACUGUGAGAACCAGCCCCCCGAGCCGGAGCGCCUGUUCCAGCGAUGCUUCAUGGCCACGGCCACGACCAUCAACGUGGAGCGACCUGCGUAGAGCUGGGUUGUACUUCCCCUGUUCCCUGGCAGGUGGUGUUCACAUCUCACCUGGAAACUCACCUUGAAGCCUCGUCAUAAAACAUUUCUUCUCCUUG